GGGGGGCACACGCGGAUGGCGGAGUGACGGCGAGGCGCGGGUGGCGGCCGUAGCGCUCCGGUCCGGGCAGCGAGCCGGCAGCCUCGCAGAGAUGCCUCUCCACGCCACGAGAGCCGCGGCUCUCCUCGCUUGGGUGAACAGCAGCAAGGUGUGCGCGGAUCCCCUCGGGGACCUCUCGCAGCUCCAGGACUGCCGCGUUUUCAUCCAGAUCAUCAACAAAACCCACAAGACCGAGGAGGGGCAGUCUGUCCUGGAGCAGCCCCUGCCGGAGCGAGCAGCCUUCGUCCGCAGCUUUCUGCAGAAGCUCUGCAAGCACAAAUCGACCGCAGAGAACCUGGUGUCAGCGCAGAAGCUCCUGGAGGGAGAAGAGCUGGAGUUGGCCAAGGUGGCCGUGCUGCUGCUGUACCACAGCUCCAUGAGCAGCAAGAACCCUGGGGACUGGAACGAGUUCGACUACCAGACCCAGGUGGAGCUGGCAAACAUCCUCAAGUUUGUGCUGGACAACGAGGAGAGCCUGACUGAGAACCUGGAGGCGUUUCUGCAGAGGAGAGCAGCGCAGCCCUCGCCUGGCGCGGCCAGCAGCAGCUCGGAGCAGCGCUCGCCGGGGCUCCCCCAGCCGCAGGCGCGCGAGGUGCGCUUCCUGGAGCUGCAGAAGGUCGCCUCCUCCUCUGGCAUCAACAACAUCCUGCCCGGCCCGCCGGCCUCGCCCGUGGGGGACGUCAUGCAGACCCCCCAGUUCCAGCUGAGGCGGCUGAAGAAGCAGCUGGCUGUGGAGAGGGACAACCGGGACGAGCUGGAGCUGGAGCUGGCGGAGAACCGCAAGCUCAUCACGGAAAAGGAGGCGCAGAUCACCAUGAUGCAGCACCGGAUCGACCGCUUGACUCUGCUCAACGAGAGGCAGGCUGCCGACCAGCUGGAGCCCAGGGAGAUGGAGGAGCUGAGGGAGAAGAACGAGAGCCUGCUGGUGCGCCUGCACGAGGCCAUGAAGCAGUGCCAGGACCUGAAGACCGAGAAGGGCCAGAUGGAUCGGAAGAUCAACCAGCUCUCCGAGGAGAACGGGGACCUUUCCUUCAAGCUGCGGGAGAUCGCCAGCCACCUGGUGCAGCUGCAGGACGCCCUGAACGAGCUCUCCGAGGAGCACAACGCCGCCCUGACGCAGUCCCAGGAGAAGCAGGCGCAGCUGGAGGGCGAGCUGCGGGCUGCCCUGCAGGAGAAGAAAUGCCUGGAGGAGAAGAUCGAGAUUCUCCAGGGGAAGAUUUCCCUGCUGGAGGACCAGCUGGCCAAGCUGGGGGACCGCAGCACGCAGGAGAAGGGCGAGGUCAUGGGCGACAUCCUGAAGCUGGAAGAGCUAAAGCAGGAGGUGUCCAGCCUCACCGCCCAAGUGAUCGAGCUCCAGGCCUCCAUCCUGCGCCUGGAGGAGGAGAAGAGCCAGCGGGAGGCAGCCCUGCAGGCCGAGCGCGGCCGCUUCGAGGAGGAGAAGCUCCAGCUCGGCGGGCUCAUCGCCGGCCUCCAGAGCUCCCUUGCCGAGCUGCGCCUGGCCAAGGAGCAGCUGGAGCAGGACCUGCGGGCGCAGGAGGCGCGCCUGACGGCCCAGGCGGACGCGCUGACGGCCGAGGUGGAGAAGCUGAACGGCUUCCUGCUGCAGAGGGAGCAGGAGGCGGCCAGGCUGCAGCAGCAGGUGGAGCAGGAGCGGGCGCAGGCGGAGGACCUGCAGCGCCGGGAGCGAGCCUCGCAGGAGGCCGUCGCCGGGCUGAGCCGCCGCGUGGAGCAGCUGAGCGGCAGCCUGAAGCACAGCGAGGAGAAGCUGGCGCGGGUCACGCAGGAGAUGGAAGGGGAGGCCCGGCAGCUGGCCGCCCUCGGCGCCGAGCGCGAGAAAGCCGCCCAGGAGAGGGACGCGGCCCUGCAGGAGCUGCAGCGCUUCCAGCAGGCCAAGGAGGCGCAGCUGGCAGCCCUGAGCGGCCAGCUGCAGAGCCUGGAGGAAGCCCGGGAGGCCUGCCAAGCCUCGUCCCUGGCAAUGCAGCAGGAGAAGGCCGAGCUGAGCCAGAAGGUCCGCGAGCUGGAGGCCCGCGUCCUGGAGCUCACCGCCCAGUGCCAGCAGAGCACGGCCCAGGUGGGGACGGCUGAGGCGCUGAAAGCCCAGCUGCGAGAGCUGGAGGGCAAGCUGAAGGAGAGCCAGCAGAAGCUGGCCGACAGGGAGAAGGUGGCCAAGGAGAACGCGCGCCUGCAGGAGCGGCUGCUCUUCCUGGAGGAGUCGGUGCGGAACACCGAGGGCAUCCUGGAGGACGAGAAGAGGAGGGCGGCCGAGAGCCUGGAGGGGAACCUGGCCAGGAUAGCCGAGCUGGAGUCGGAGAGGCAGCAGCUGGCGCAGCGCCGUGACCAGGCGCUGCAGGAGAGGGGCGAGGAGCUGGCGAGGAGGCAGGCGCUGGAGGCGCAGCUGCAGCAGCUGGGCGAGGAGUGCAGGGAGAAGACGGCGGCGCUGCAGCGGCAGCUGGCAGAGGCGUCCUCGGCUGCCAAAGGGGAGGAAGGAGAGCGCGGGAGGCUGGAGGAGAGGGUGAGGGCGCUGAGCAGGGAGCACGGCCAGGCCUGCCAGCAGCUGCAGGCCAAGCAGGAGAAGGUGGAAGAGCUGGAGGCCCAAGCGAAGCGCCUGGCCAGCGAGCACCAGGAGCGGCUGGCCGCGCUCCAGGCCGACUUGUCCAGCGCCCGGGCGCAGGCGAAGGAGAAGGAGGGCGAGGAGCAGAAGCUGAGGGCCGACGUCUCCGCCCUGCAGGAGAAGGUGGCGGCCUCCGAGCGAGCGGCGGCCGAGCGCGUGGCUCAGCUGGAGGCGGAGGUGCGGCGGGCGACCGAGGCGCUCGAGGGGGUCUCCAAGGAGCUGUCCGAGGAGCAGCUCAAGCGCAAGGAGCUCGAAGCCGCGGCCAGGCGCCACGGGGAGCAGGAGCGCGAGGCGGAGCGGCUGGCCGGCGAGGUGGCGCGGCUGAGCGCGGCGCUGGAGGAGGCGCUGCAGAAGCACGGGCAGGACCUGGCGCGCCGGGACGAGGAGGCGAAGCGCCUGCAGGAGGAGCUGGAGCAAGCCAAGGCGGACUGCGCCGCCGAGAAAGCCCGCAAGGCAGAGCUGGAGGUGCAGCUGCAGAACUCCAUCAACGAGCAGAGGGUGGAGCGGUCGGCGCACCAGGAGGAGCUGGCCCGCUCGCUGGAGCUCAUCGAGGAGAAGGAGGGCGAGCUGGACGAGCUGCGGCUGAAGAACGUCUCGCGGGGCGAGGAGCUGAGAGACCUGCAGAAGACGGUCAGCAAGCUGAAGGGGGAGCUCGCCUCGGUGGAGGCGGUGAAGGAGCGGGCUUCCAAGAUGGACAGCGAGCUGCAGGGCUUCCUGGGGGCCGCCAGGGCCCGCGACGCCGAGAUGGACAGCAUCAAGGCUGUCUACUCAAAGGAGGCCUCCCUCAAAAGCUUGGAGGAGAAGAUCCGCCACAGGGAGCAGGAAUCCAGCUCAAGUCAAGACCUGUACCAGGAGAAGCUGAAAGAGGCCCAGACGCUGAGUUUGGAGGUGGAGAAGCUGGAGCAGAGGUGCCGGGAGCAGCAGGACGCUAUCGCCGCGCUGGAGAAGGCGGCGGCCGAGGCCCGGGCUGCUGCGUCCCAGCACCAGCAAGCGGAGCUGGAGGCCUCGAGGAGGGAGGCGGCUCAGCACAAGGAGAAGGCCUCGGAGCUGCAGAAGCUGCUGGAGGCCGCGCGAUCGGCCCAGGCUCUGCAGGACGGCGCCGUGGAGGCGCUGAGGAAGGAGCUGCAGGAGAAGGGCAAGGAGCUGUCCCAGAGCAGGAACGCCAUUGCCGCAGCGGAGAAGGAGCUGGCGUCCCUCCGCGCCUCGGCUCAGGAGAAGGGCAGGUCGGAGGAGGGCUGGAAGGAGCAGAUCUCCCAGUGCAUCCAGGAGAUGGAGAGGAAGAACAGCCUGAUCGGCAGCCUGGAGCACGAGGUGUCCAUCCUGCACCGGCAGGUCACCGAGAAGGAGGGCGAGAGCAAGGAGCUGAAGCGCCUGAUCGUCGCCGAGUCGGAGAAGAGCAAGAAGCUGGAGGAGCGGCUGCGGGUGCUGCAGGCGGAGAUGGCCACCGCCGCCUCGCGGGCGGCCGAGAGGUGCUCGCUGAUGAAGGUGGAGGUGCAGCGCUGCCAGGAGGAGAUGGAGAAGCAGCGGCUGACCAUCGAGGCCCUGAAGAGGGACCGCCACUGCCAAAGCGAACGCGAGGAAGAGCUCCGGCAGGAGGUGAAGGUGUGCCAGGACAAGUACUUCCAGAAGGAGCAGCUCCUCUCCUCCCUGCAGCAGGAGCUCAGCAGCGCCCAGGCGCUGGCCGGCGAGCUGGUGCCGCUCAAGCACCUCUGCCAGCAGCUGCAGGCUGAGCGCGCCUCCCUGGAGAGCAAGCACCGCGACGACCUGGAGCAGAGGGCCAAAGCCGCCGGCGUGCUGCAGGCAGAGCUCGCCCGGAGCAAGCUGGAGGCGGCCGAGGUGCCGGCCCUGCGGGAGAGGGCGGCGGAGCAGGAGCGGGCGCUGCAGCGGCUGCAGAAGGAGGCGGCGAGCUACGCCGAGCGGCUGGCGGGGCUGCAGCAGGCCAACGCCAGGCUGGCCGAGGAGAACCGGGGGCUGAGCGAGAGCUCGAGCCGCGGGCAGCAGCGGCUGGACGCGGAGCUGGGCCAGGCGAGGGAGAAGCACGCGCGGGAGCUGGAGCGGCUGCGGCUGGAGUCAGAGAAGCUCGUGGCGGGCAGCCGGCAGGAGGUCGAGGAGGUGGCGAAGAAGCUGGAGGCCAUGAGCAACAAGUACGAGAACGCCAAGGUGAAGGUGCUGGAGGAGAGGCAGAAGUUCCAGGAGGAGAGGCAGAAGCUGAUGUCUCAGGUGGAGCAGCUAGAGGUAUUUCAGAAAGAGCAAGCUAAGCAGGUGGAGGAGCUGAAUAAAAAGCUGACCCAGCACGAAAAGGCCACCCGCACCCAGCAGCAGCGGGUUAAGGUGCUGGAAGGGGAGCUGCAGACCGAGGCCACCCGCCAGCAGGAGAAGGUGGCCGAGCUGCAGGAGCAGCUGGCCCAGAAGGAGCAGGCAGCCGAGCACUACAAAGCCCAGAUGGAGAAGGCGAAAACCCACUACGACGCAAAGAAGCAGCAGAACCAGGACCUGGCGGAGAAGCUGAAGGCGAUGGAGCAGCUGCAGAAGGAGAACGCGGAGCUCAGGACGGAGUCGGAGCGGCUGGCCAAGGAGCUGCAGCAGAGCGUCCUGCAGGCCAAGGAGUCGGAGCUGAACUGCAGGAACCUCACCAGCCAGGUCCGCAGCCUGGAGGCUCAGGUGGAGUUUGCCGAUCGGCAGCUGCGGGAGCUCGGCAAGUUCCAGGUGACGACGGACGCGCUGAAGAGCCGGGAGGGCUUCCGCGAAAAGCCCGCCGACCUCAGCACCGACAGCCUCGACCUCAGCCUCGACGAGCUGCAGCCGCUCAACUCCACCAGGAAGGCUGCCCGCUCGCAGUCGGAGGCCUCGGCCGUGCCGGACAGCGCGGAGUCGCGGGCGUCCCAGCGGCUGCCCCGCAAGGUGGAGUCCCUGGAGAGCCUCUACUUCACGCCCAUCCCCAGCCGCACGCAGUCCAAGCUGGAGAGCAGCGCCAGCUCCCUGGGCGACCUCUCCCUCGACUCGGGCUGCAGGACCCGCUCGGCGCGGCGCCGCACCACGCAGAUCAUCAACAUCACCAUGACGAAAAAAGAGCCCAAGACGGAGGAACCGCUCAGCGCAGACACGUCCUUCUGCAGCGUCCGCUCGGAGCAGCCCCAAAAAGCCGCCCCGGGCAAGGGCCGCCUGCGCUCGGCCGCCUCUACCCGCUCCCUCGCCAGCUUCCCCUCGCAGGAAUCCCUCGCCAAGCCCGAGACCUCCUCCCCGCAGGAGACCCCCGGCCACUCGGCGCUGCUCAGCCUCCCCGGCUACCGGCCGGCCACGCGCAGCUCCCUGCGGCGCUCGCAGGCGGGCAGCAGCUCCAGCCUGGGCCGGAGCAGCAUCUACCUGGGGACGUGCCAGGACGAGCCGGAGCAGCUGGACGACUGGAACCGCAUCGCCGAGCUGCAGCAGCGCAACCGCGCCUGCCCGCCCCACCUGAAGACCUGCUACCCCCUGGAGAGCCGGCCCUCCAACUCGCUGGGCACCAUCACGGAUGAGGAGAUGAAGACGGGCGACCCCAAGGAGACGCUGCGGCGCGCCAGCAUGCAGCCCGCGCAGAUCGCCCAGAGCACGGCCGCCCGCCGCAGCACCCUGAGCGCGGGCUGGGCCGGGGGCAUCACCACCCGGCAGCAGCGCAAGAGGCUCUCGGAUGAGUCCCACCAGGGCCCCGACACCCCCGAGUCUAAGAAGCCCGUCAGCUGCUUCCCGCGCCCCCAGACCCCCCGGGACCGCAGCGAGCGGCGCAGCUCGCAGGUCAGCCGGCGGAGCGAGCAGCAGGCACCCAGCAAGCAGGCCGAGAGGCGCCAGUCGAUGGCAUUCAGCAUCCUCAACACCCCCAAGAAGCUGGGGAGCAGCCUCCUGCGCCGGGCCGCCAGCCGCAAAGCCACCCCCAAGAGCUCGCCCCACGGCUCCACGCGCCGCUCGCCCCGCAUCGCCUCCGCCAAGUCCCCCAAGGGCAAGGCCACUCGCAGGUCCCUCAAGGACGCCAAGUUCUGAGGUUUCCUAGCCCAGCCCUGCCCUCCCCAGGGACCUGGAGCAAUGCCGGGGCACUUGGGGCCCCCGUCCCCCCCCGACAUUGCUCUGCGUGUCCCAGUGACCCCCCCCGAGCUGUGUGGGGUGGGUUUGCUCCCCCAGGGCACCUCCGUGCCCC
Oxyura jamaicensis (ruddy duck) is the source of this 6818-nucleotide messenger RNA. It is a transcript of the gene NUMA1, whose product is annotated as nuclear mitotic apparatus protein 1. Gene Ontology annotation, cellular component: spindle pole; centrosome; spindle microtubule. Gene Ontology annotation, molecular function: microtubule binding. Bases 92 to 6664 code for a protein of 2190 amino acids. Gene Ontology annotation, biological process: establishment of mitotic spindle orientation. The record is from RefSeq and is a predicted model, not a curated record. The transcript has 27 exons. NCBI's taxonomy places the organism in Eukaryota, Metazoa, Chordata, Aves, Anseriformes, Anatidae.